Molecule: messenger RNA, 1443 nt
Organism: Uranotaenia lowii
Lineage: Eukaryota; Metazoa; Arthropoda; Insecta; Diptera; Culicidae
Exons: 1
Coding region: 1-1443 (480 amino acids)
Biological process (GO): DNA integration
Molecular function (GO): nucleic acid binding
Source: RefSeq, a predicted model, not a curated record
AUGGCUUACGUCGUGCGUUUUUGUGAUUACAUCCGCAAUGGAAAGAAAACGCUAACCAAGGGUCUAUUGCAAGCUGACGAAAUGAAACGAGCGUCAACCCUUAUUUUGAGACUUGUCCAAGCUGAAAUGUUUGAAACAGAAAUCAAGUUAAUAACAACCGACAGAUUAGUAAAAUCCCCGCUCCUCAAUCUUAGUCCGUUCAUUGAUUCACAUGAUGGUUUGCUUCGCGUUGGUGGUCGUCUGAAGAACGCACAAGUACCCUACGAAUAUAAACACCAAGCACUACUGCCAGAUAAGCACCCACUGACAAUAACACUGAUACGGCAUCUGCAUCUUACGAACCUCCACGUUGGACAACGAAGUCUCUUAGCCAUCGUCAGGCAGCGCUACUGGCCCCUCAAGGCAAAGAAUCUUAUACGCAAGAUCGUACAUGAUUGUGUACCAUGUUACCGCUUGAAACCGAAAAGAUCCACACAGUUUAUGGGAGAUUUACCAGAUUACCGUGUCCAACCAGCACCAGUAUUUACGAAUACUGGCCUCGAUUUCGCUGGACCGUUCAAGGUUCGUGCUACUACCAAGUUGAGAAGCCCUCAGACAACGAAAGGCUACAUCUGUGUGUACGUAUAUAUGGCUACCCGAUGCAUCCACCUUGAAUUAGUGUCCGACCUGACCUCUGAAGCGUUCCUUGGUUCUUUGCAACGAUUUGUCAGUCGCCGAAGCUUAGUAGAAAGAAUUUACUCUGACAAUGCUACAAAUUUCGAGGGUGCGAACAACGAACUACGACGUUUGGCUGCGUUGUUCCUAGAGGAGCAACAUCAACGUAUAAUCAACGAUUUCACCACACAACGAGGGAUUCAAUGGAGCUUCAUACCGCCGCACAGUCCCCAUUUUGGUGGUAUAUGGGAGGCUGGCGUGAAGUCAGUUAAAACGCAUCUCAAGUUGAUACUCGCCGAACAUUGCCUGUCGUACGAACAAUUCUCAACGGUACUCGCCCAGAUAGAGUCAAUUUUGAAUUCUCGUCCUUUAUGCCCUCUGUCUGACGACCCAAAUGAUAUCCGUGCGAUAACGCCAGCGCACUUCCUGAUAGGAAGGGAAUUCCAAGCAAUCGCCGAACCGUCGUAUCAAGAUAUCCCAGCGAACAGGCUCUCUCGCUGGCAAUUCUUGCAAGAUCUCAAACAGAAAUUCUGGAAAAUCUGGAUGACCCACUAUCUACAUGAGCUCCAACAGCGUCAAAAAGACUUCAAACAUACAACGUUUAAAGAAGGAUCUCUGGUGCUGCUGGUCGACGAAAAUCUUCCACCUCUGCAGUGGGUUAUGGCCCGCAUCAAAGAGUUGAUUCCUGCUAAGGAUGGCCACACUCGUGUGGUUAGCCUUCAGCUGCCCAAUGGAAAAACUACAACGAGAGUUGUUAAGAAGAUCUGUCUACUGCCGCUGGACACCUAG